Molecule: messenger RNA, 2724 nt
Organism: Mercenaria mercenaria
Lineage: Eukaryota; Metazoa; Mollusca; Bivalvia; Venerida; Veneridae
Product: putative mediator of RNA polymerase II transcription subunit 26
Exons: 2
Coding region: 373-2556 (727 amino acids)
Source: RefSeq, a predicted model, not a curated record
UUUAUUAUUGGCGGUCAUUUGUUAUCACUUACAUUGUAAAGAAAACAAUAACAUAUGAUUGAUCACUUUACACUCGCUUAAUGGUUAAUGGAGACGUCCAGUUACACAGGACAACUACACAUGUUACUGUGAUAUGUACGGUGAAUUUUAAGUCCAUAUUAACGGAAAGGAUAAUAGACUGUUAACGUAAGUGACGUAAAUAUGUUAUAAUGGCGGCUAAGGCGUUGUUGAAAUAUUUUCGGAUGUAUUCUAGGAAACUGUACUUUACGGAUCCCAGGAAGAAAGACGUGGUUUAGUGAAUCAAUAUUCGUGCCAGUAAGGAAGAUAUCUUCAAAACAUACAACCAUAAACGUUAACCAACUAGACAUAAAUAUGAGACGAACAACAUUAUUAGUAGUUUUGCAACUUUGCUUUGAAACUUUUUCCAUUGUGACCUUAUCCUCCUCUGUUACAUCAGUAAAUACUGCAAAGUCUGUUCCAACCUCAUCUGUAGCCAAAACAUCGAUUGGAACCUCUACAUCAGUGUUACCUGCUUCAAGUAAAAUUUCGUCAAAUUCAACGUCAGCAACAACCUCGUCAGAGAAUGCGACGUCAAGCAAACCUGCACAAGAUAAAACUAUCAUUUCUUCAAUACCUACUUUUGACUUCUCAUUGCCAGACAAGCAACCUACGCCGAAAGUUGUCGAUACUUGUCAUACCAAAGACAUGUGUAAGUCAUUGAAAGGGUUUUGCAGGAGAGGUACGUGCCAUACUAAGAAAUGUUCUAUGGAAAUUUACUGUGUAUGUGAUGAAGGAUUUACAGGACAAAUAUGUGAUAAAAAUAUCACAGAGAUAGAAAUUAAAAAUGGAAAGGGAAAUGGUAACAAUGAAGCAACGUCAACAAAAAGUCCUUCGAAUGAGGAACUAGUCAGUGGAAAAUCAGUCACUUCACCUAAAAGUAAUGAGUUAGUAAACGGUUCAUCAAAUACUACUUCUAUACAUAAAGAAUUACUAAAUGAUACAUUAACAAACACUCCAAAAAACAAAGAUUUAGCAAAUGGUACGUCAACAACCACUCCUAAAACUAAAGUGUUAGUGAAUGGGUAUAUCGAUUAUAACUUGAUAAAGAUUAAAAGUGGCAACUUCGGCAAUGGGAAUAAUAACAGAAAUGAACAUGUAAAUGGUAGUGGUAAAAGCAGAAAAAAUAAUGGUAAAGUUAAAGGAAGUCAGGGUGGAUCAAAAAAUGGAGAUGGAAAAAUUAAGAAAGAUAAAGUCAAUGAGAAAUUGAGUUCAAAUGAAAAGAGAAGUAAUGGAAAUUCCAAGAAAGUUAGUAGAAAGUUGACAAAUGAUAAUAAACUGAUAACUAGUAAUAGUAGCAAAAGCGGCAGCUCCAGUGACAAGAAAAUAAAUCAGAUAAAGAAGGUGAAAGGUAUAUCCUUGAAGAAAUCUACGCACUCCACCGAUGCUCCUAGUAAACAUAUAAAACAUUUAUUUUCUGGGAAAACUGUCCAUGCCGCAAAAGCUACUAAGGUGUCUUCUGACGGUAGUUACCUCAAAGGCCCGGAGGUACAUGUGCCUUCUGAUCAUAGUGUGACUGACAUAAAAACGUCACGAAAUGAAAUAGAUAAAGGGAAACCUUCACUUAUUAACAAACAAGCUGACGUAGUCACUAUAACAGCCACUUCAGUUAAGCAAACACGACUUGGAGUAGCACCAGAAUUGCUUUCUUCCGCUAUUCGCGAUCCCCUUGAAACAGAUAUGAAAAGAAAUAUAAAUGUAGGCACAAAAAGUACAAAACAGACCGAAAAUGUGGGGACGAAAAUUGAAUCUAAAGUUAGCAAAGCCAGUAAAAGAAUUUCUAAAGGAAAAACGGAAAGUAAACCAAAAGAGAAACCUCACUCAGAAAUUGUUUCUGCAAUAGAUAUAGCAAAGACAGACCAGACACUAGUAGCGAAAGAAGCUGGAUCUGUCAGUAUUGCUAACAGUACUGUGAUUGAAGUGAAUCCUGUAUUCGCAAAUUCAGAAAUAAAAAUCACUAUUGAAACUUCAAAUGUUGACAAACUUCUAAAUGGCAAUAACAUCACAGACACAUCCGUUGGUUUAACAAUAAACGACGUCAGUGCCUCAUCGGCAGAUCGACUCGAGAAAAUUGUCAAAAAUAAAGCAGUAGGUGCGCUUGAUAGAACUGCAAACAACGAUCUAAAACAAGGACAAGAGGGAAUAAAAAGUAAACCUGUUCGUAAAGAUUCAACAAAAUUUCAGUCAGAAUCUGUAAAGAAAAGUGACACGACUGUGUCAGCUUUGCAAACGACAACCAGUACGAAUAAAUCUGCUAGGAAAAAGGUUGGUGCUAGUCAAAACUCGGACACGCGGAAAAGUACAACAUCACAGAUGAUAAAUCCCAUCAUGCAGCUCAUGAACAUAUUUCGUUCUCAUAAAUUUGUAGAAAACGUUUCCGCUGUGAAAAUAGAAAUUAUCACAAAACAAAAUAGUUCGGAUGUUCAAAAAUCUUUGUCAAAAGAAAACAUUAAACAAACCAGUAAAACUAUUACUGGUACCAAAGGGAGGGUCACGUGACCCAAGGACUGAAACAUCAUCUGUAACUAUCCGCGUUUUGUUGCUUUUUCGUUGAUAAAUGUUGUUUUUUGCAGUAAAACAUUUUAAUUUUUGUUUUGUUUAUCUAUGACAGUAGGUUACAGGUUUAACAAGCACUGCAGUUUUAUCUUAAUAAAAAUGUAAAUUGUU